AUGCGACAGAAACCAAGAAGACGAUUCUACCGUCGCAAAAAUACCCAGUGCAAGAACGUUGUCACCUUCGCCGCUGAGAACGCUGGAACCUACCUCGGUGUCAAUAUCAGGGGACGUUCUCUACGCUUCCAGCUCGACACAGGCGCAGAUAUCACGUUGGUAUCAUGUCGAACGUGGAAAAAGCUCGGAUCUCCACCCUUGGAACCCUGUAUCAUGCCAGUCAACACGGCAGAUGGAUCACCGAUGAAGAUUGAUGGAAGAUUCUCCACAGACUUCUUUGUCAGAGGCCGGACAACAGGGAAGAACAUCCUAGGUAAUGGAACUUGUUACGUCACCGAAGGCACGAAUCUGGUAGGACUGGAGUGGUGUAUUCAAUUUCGAGCGUAUAAGGAGUUGAAAAACCAAUACCACUGCCGAAUGGUGACUAAAGAAGAAGCAAACCGCGAGGAAAUCAUCGCAGACUUGAAGAAGCAAUACGCAGAAGUGUUCAAGUGCGGAAUUGGCAGAUGCGUCGAGACUAAGGCGAAGAUGUUGUUGAGGGACAACGCGGUACCUGUUUUCAAGGAGAAGCGACCACCACCCUAUGCCUUCGUGUCGGAUUUGGAUGCUGAAAUUGAUCGACUGGUUGCCGAAGAAGUGAUCUCGCCAGUAGAGCAUUCAGAAGGAUUACGAGCCUGUGCUGAACGUGCCUUGAAGCUGUGUAUGACAAACUUGGAUCGAAUUUCGAAGACUACCAAGGAACUGUUGGAAAGAAGCAGGACUUUGAUGCUUGAUCCGAAUGCAUCGCACAUUGAGCGGCAGAAGAAGAUUCUGGAAGCAGCACAAAGAAGAACGAGUCUAAAGAAGUGCCGCAGGGAUCUCCGCGAAUAUAAUAUUCCGCUAGCAACCUUGCUGAGCGAAGACAGGACUCGCACGUCUUCUCGUCGUGAGAUGGAAAUAAUUACGAAGAGGCUCUACUCGAAUCCUUUCCGUUCAUCAACUCCUAUGUCAAGCCCGACUAUCCCCACUGGUGGAGCUCCACGACGGAUUCUCCUUUCAGAAGUACGAGUCGCUAUCAAGAGCAUGAAACCCAGCUCCCGGACCUGA
Molecule: messenger RNA, 1086 nt
Organism: Necator americanus (New World hookworm)
Lineage: Eukaryota; Metazoa; Nematoda; Chromadorea; Rhabditida; Ancylostomatidae
Exons: 3
Coding region: 1-1086 (361 amino acids)
Source: RefSeq, a predicted model, not a curated record